UGAAUAUUCAAAUAGAGCAGAAGAAGAAUUUUCUCAGCUACACCCUAUGAUUCCCCAUGUAUGAUGACAGCAACUGGAUUCUUAAAUUUGUUAUUAUAAAUAUUUUAAAAUAAUCUUGAAAUCAGUUGGAAUUUCAAAGUUAGUUAUAUUAGAUUGGGAAUAAAAUAGUUAUUUUUCAUUUAAAGGAUAAAAGAAUCAGUUGAUUUUGAUAAAAAGAUGAAAUUGGCCGCCAGAUUAAUUAGCCUUUACUUUAUUAUUUACAUUUUACAUUCCCCAGUGCUGGGAGGUAAUUGUAGUCAUGAAGAACUAAAAAAAUUGGGAAUGCUAGAGGGCGAUGGUUUCGACAGGGAUGCAUUGUUCAAAUCAUCACAUGGUAUGGGAAAGGUAGGAAAAAGGUAUGGUCUUAAAACUACUCCAAAAGUAGAUAAAGUCUUAGCAGAUCUUGAAACACUGUUUGGAAAACACGGUCUUGGUGGUAUUAGUAAAGAUUGUCUUAAAUGUUUUGCACAAAGCCUAGUGUGCGUAUUAAUGAAAUGUAGAGGAGCAUGUCUCAAAGGACCAUGUACUGACGACUGCCAAAAUUGCUUUGAUAGAAACUGUAAAUCUGCAUUGCUGGAAUGCAUUGGGAAAACAAGUAUUCCAAAUCCAUGUAAAUGGAAAGAAGAUUAUCUAAAAUACAAAUUUCCUGAAACAGAUGAGGACGAAUCUACGAAAAAAGGAGAAGCCUCCGGCACUUCAUAGGGAUGAACAGUGUGAAGAAAACGAUCCAGAUCUAAAAUCCUUGGGAGUAAUUUUAUAGCCGUUAAGUUCAAAAUGUUUUCUUGUUUGAGGAUUUUCGGGUGAUGUAUGUCGUAAUUUGCUAUAUUUUAAAUUACACUAUCCUAAUGAAUUUGUUUGUUUCGAGUUCAUUAGGAAAGAUAUGUCUGAAGAGAUUUGAAAGUGGGUAAAAGUCUUCGAUCAUUGGUGUUAGCUGGUACAGGUUUAGGAGGCCUCAGACGAACACAAUAAGUGAUAAAACCAGCUUGAAAUCAACUGAGACUUCAAUAGUGUAGCUUACAGGAGCUAACUUUAAAGAGGGUUAACCUGAAUAAUGUAGUAAAUAUCCACAUUAGGAGAAAAGUAUAUUUUAUGAGAGAGAAAUAUUUUACAUUAUCCUUAUUUAGAAGUGUUUUAUUUUAUUCUUAAAAUAUAGUUUAUAAAACACUAAAAAUGAGUUUAAACGCAAUUUAGUGUCUUUUUUAUGAGGUUGAAUCACAAAUGACUAUUUGUAUCAAAAUAUCUUAAAAUUAAAAUUAAACGCCUAAAACUACUUUAAAAACUUUAUACAAAUAAUCUCACGUUCAUGUAAAUUUUUUACAGUGAAAAAAACCACCCAAUGCGAAGAUUCAUGUGAUACAAAAUCUAGUGGUAUGGUCUCCAUUU
Molecule: messenger RNA, 1422 nt
Organism: Theileria parva strain Muguga
Lineage: Eukaryota; Apicomplexa; Aconoidasida; Piroplasmida; Theileriidae
Product: Tp2
Exons: 1
Coding region: 217-741 (174 amino acids)
Source: RefSeq, a predicted model, not a curated record